This is a messenger RNA of Rhineura floridana, 711 nucleotides long. RefSeq names its product zinc finger protein 41 homolog. Gene Ontology annotation, molecular function: RNA polymerase II cis-regulatory region sequence-specific DNA binding; DNA-binding transcription factor activity, RNA polymerase II-specific. Bases 265 to 516 code for a protein of 83 amino acids. NCBI's taxonomy places the organism in Eukaryota, Metazoa, Chordata, Lepidosauria, Squamata, Rhineuridae. Gene Ontology annotation, biological process: regulation of transcription by RNA polymerase II. The transcript has a single exon. The record is from RefSeq and is a predicted model, not a curated record.
CCAUAUCAAUGUAUGGAAUAUGGAAAGAGCUUCGGGGACACUGGAAGUCUAACUAAACAUCAAAGGACCCACACAGGUGAGAAGCCAUAUAAAUGCAUAGAGUGUGGAAAGAGCUUCAGUGACAAUGGACAACUAACUAAACAUCAAAGAACUCAUACAGGUGCGAAGCCACAUAAAUGUAUGGAAUGUGGAAAGAGCUUCAGUGACAGUGGACAACUAACUAAACAUGAAAGAGUCCAUACAGGUUAGAAGCCAUAUAAACGCAUGGUGUGUGGAAAAAGUUUCAGCUGGAAUAGAACUGUUUAUACACAUCAAAGAACCCAUACAGGGGAGAAGCCAUAUAAAUGCACGGAGUGCGGAAAACGUUUCACUGUCAGUGGAAAUCUAACUAAACAUCAAUGGACCCAUUCAGGGGAGAAGCCAUAUAAAUGCAUGGAGUGUGGAAAGAGCUUCACUGUCAGUGGAAAUCUAACUAAACAUCAAACAACCCACGCAGGUGAGAAGCCAUAUAAAUGAAUGGAACGUGGAAAGGGUUUCAGCAGUGGAAGAACUCUUAAUACACAUCUAAGAACUCAUAUAGGUGAGAAGCCAUAUAAAUGCAUAGUGUGUGGCAAGAGCUUCAGUCGGGGUGGACAUUUUAAUACACAUCUAAGAACCCACACGGCGUAGAGCCAUGAAACCCAAAUAUGUAAAAAGAAUGGAGGUCUUCCC